CUAGAACAGAGCUCUCUCCUUCUAGGCCUUACAUUUCAUUUGGUGUUCUCCUAUUUGCAGGUCCAACAAUUGGGCGUGGCUUUAGGUGAAAUUGAAGGCUCAACAGAAGAUGAGCGAGAUUAAGCAAAAUUCCUGAUCAUACAACGCAACUGCUCAAGUUUUAAGUUUGCUACUUUCUAGGAGAUCAGCGUAGGUUUGAAGAUUUAUUUCUAUCCACUAAAUGAUUAUGGUCAUUGUGAUAGGUUCUUGUAACUUUUUGUAUAUGUAACUGUAGGAUGAGAUAGUGACAUAUAAGCAUGCGAUAAAGGGUUCUAACUUUUUGUAUCUUGUACUAAAACUGAAGAUCAUGGCACAUAAGCAUACCAUAUUAGGUUGUAACUUUUUGUAUAUUUAAUUGUAAGGUUAGAUAAGGCCUAUAAACAUGCCAUAUUGUAUAGAACAAUUUAUGUUUCGAGCUAUUCUGGUUAUAGUUGGAAUGUAUAUGUUAGUAUAGUGCUUGUCCUUAUUUGAUCAUUCUGUUUCGAACGUUUUGUAAAUUAUCUUUUGUAGAGGCUUUAGCAUACUGCAGGUAAGCGAUCCUGUCCGCCAUGUCCACAAAUCUCUUCUCACGUUCAAUUUUUGAAAAGUUACAGAGGCUUAACGAUUAAAAGAGAAAGAAUGGAAACACAAAAGAGCCAGGCCGAGAAACAAGCGACGAUGGCUUCAUGUAGAAAGAAAAAGAAUGAAGAAGCCACCUUCCUUGAAGACUUGAAGGAUCACAUUGACGAGUUUGUUAAUGCAUCAAUGGAUGAGCAUAAAACUUGCUUUAAGAAGACCAUCCAAAAGAUGUUUGGAAUGUCAAAAAUUGUAGCUGAAAGGAAUGCUGCUGAAUCAAAGGAAACAACAGUAUCAAAAUAAAGUAUGUUCAUCUUUAAUAGCAUGAUAUGUAGUAGCAUGAUUUGGUUUACCCUUUAUUUAAAACAAAGCCUUUGGUACUUUUUGAUCAUAUGUUCAUCAAAUACCUCUUUUGUCGUUUGAAAUUUGGUUAUCAAUAUUUGCUUUUUUUAUUA
This is a messenger RNA of Gossypium raimondii (Peruvian cotton), 1049 nucleotides long. RefSeq lists its product as uncharacterized. Bases 658 to 897 code for a protein of 79 amino acids. Lineage: Eukaryota; Viridiplantae; Streptophyta; Magnoliopsida; Malvales; Malvaceae. The transcript is spliced from 4 exons. The record is from RefSeq and is a predicted model, not a curated record.